CAGAAAAAAAGACACUUCCGAUUUGCAUGAGGCGGAACAAGCGGCCCCACGGAGGGAACAAAGGACGAUUGACUGAGUUGACCAGAUGAAGAUUGCCUAGUGUACUUGGAAGCCACGAUGUCAAAACGACCAUCCUACGCCCCCCCUCCUCCCCCCGCCCCAACAACACAAUUGCCUUCCACCCCAGGGUUUGUGGGCUACAACCCGUACAGCCAUCUGGCCUACAACAACCUGCGGCUGGGAGGGAGCUCCGGAGGCUCCAGCAGGAACUCCUCAGGGAUCACCGUCCCAAAGCCUCCCAAACCUCCAGACAAGCCACUGAUGCCUUACAUGCGGUACAGCCGGAAGGUAAGCAGGAAGGUAUGGGACCAAGUGAAGGCAUCCAACCCGGACCUGAAGCUGUGGGAGAUCGGAAAGAUUAUCGGAGGGAUGUGGAGAGACCUCACGGACGAGGAGAAACAAGACUACCUGAACGAGUACGAAGCUGAGAAGAUUGAGUAUAACGAUUCUCUGAAGGCCUACCACAACUCUCCAGCCUACCUGGCCUACGUCAACGCUAAGAACCGGGCCGAGGCCGCCAUGGAGGAGGAGAGCAGGCAGCGACAAAGCCGCAUGGACAAAGGAGAGCCGUACAUGAGCAUUCAGCCCGCUGAGGACCCCGAUGACUACGACGAUGGUUUUUCAGUGAAGCACACAGCAGCCGCUCGCUUCCAGAGGAACCACCGGCUCAUCAGUGACAUCCUCAGUGAGAUCGUGGUGCCCGACGUCCGCUCGGUGGUCACCACGGCCCGCAUGCAGGUCCUCAAGAGGCAGGUCCAGUCGCUAAUGGUGCACCAGAGAAAGCUGGAGGCAGAACUUCUGCAGAUUGAGGAUCGGCACCAAGACAAGAAGAGACGCUUCCUGGAGACCACUGACUCGUUCAACACUGAACUCAAGCGGCUUUGCGGUCAGAAGGUGGAGGUGGACAUGGAGAAACUAGCGUCCGAGAUGGCCGCUGCUGAGGAGGCGGCACGGCGCCGUGCGGAGGACAGAGAGCGAGAGGCAACAGAGCAAGCCGAGAAAGCUGCUCAGCAGCAGCAGGAUGCAGCUGGGAACAAAGGUGCAGAGCAGGGCGGGGCCAAUGCUAGCAGCACAGCUAACCCCACCUCAGGGACCAUGGAGGAGGACACACCCACACCAAUGGAGACGGAUGAGGUGGCACCUACAGAGCCUUCGCCAGACCCUCAACCAGCUACACUGGCACCAGCUGACCCCGCCCCUUCUGCUACCGAUAAAGCUGCCCCUCCCCCGGAGCUAACCAGGGAGAGCAGCACUCCUGGCAGCAGUACCCCAAGUGAUGACGGCAGGCACAGCAUGCCCCCCCCCUCCUCGGAAAGCAACGCUGGAGCAGCAACACCUGACCCCCCAGCGGCUCAGGAAACCAACUCCAGUGUGGCUGCAGCGCCUCCCCCUCCCUCAGAAGAAGCAGCACCCCCAGCAGCACUGCGAUCCCCCAGCCAGCAGUAUGAUGCAUGAAGCCUGCAGGGCGCAUGGUGGUUCUCACAGCACACUGUGCUGGUUGAUGCAUUUCACUGGGCCAAGCGGCAUCCUGCUGGGUAGUAAGUUAGCGUAACUUCCUCAGCAUGCCUGCUUUAUGGAUUGUAAUGAAUGGAUUGAGAUGCCACCAAAGGAUUUGAGUUUGUGUGUUCCAGCCGUUUUAAAAGCAUUCCUUCCUCUGAUUGAUUUAAUUUGAUGCAUUCUUUAAAUCAUAAUAACCAGCCAAAUCAACCCCUGAACUCCAUCACUACGCGGACACGUUCCCAGUAAAACGCAGCACAUUCUGGCAUUUAGGAGGCUGCAUUUCAGGAAUAUCGAUUAGCCAUAAGAUAUUUUUUUAAGCUAUCAUACUGUCAUGUGUGUCAUGGUGCUACUGUGUGAAGGGCAAACUUUGUACUGUCACAUGUUGCUGAAACGUUUGAACGGCACACACUUCUAGGAUCACCGCCUUGAUGACAUGGAAACCUUCAACAAGACGGCAGCUGCAAACAUCACAGGAUUCGUGUAGAGUAUGAACCCCGCCCCCCUCCCCCAACAGCUAACACUGUUACUACACAUUGUUUUUAGAGAUGUCGUUGAUCCUUUUUAAAUGAAUAUACUCAAGUUGAGCCUUUGUAUGAAACCUUCACCCCGCUGGCUCCUUGUGACUGUCCAGGUCAGAGGUCAGUAUGGAGGAUGACACAUGGUCAUUCGUCUGCAUGCUAUAUUACAAUCUGAACAAUUGCUUGAGUCUUAGGGUUGAGGUGGAGGAAAACUGUUUGAGGUCAUCAGUGUUGCACCCAAUGUGUAAGGAAACCUGUUGGUAUAAAAGUUACUGAGUUAGCAUGGAUGUAGAAAGCGCUGUUGUAGUGAGUCAGCAUUUCCUCUCCUCCUUUAGGCUGCAUAUUGACACCAUAAGCAGUGAAAUGCAGCCAUCAUUCAAAAGUGACCUCGCUCAUUCCUUCGAACAACUCCUACCUGUAAUAGACUGUUUUAGUAAUAUGAUGGUGGGGGGGUGUCUUUCUUUUGUACUGUCUGGACUUAUGUAGCCAAAUAAAGAGGAUUUCUCAGUC
Molecule: messenger RNA, 2588 nt
Organism: Pungitius pungitius (ninespine stickleback)
Lineage: Eukaryota; Metazoa; Chordata; Actinopteri; Perciformes; Gasterosteidae
Product: SWI/SNF-related matrix-associated actin-dependent regulator of chromatin subfamily E member 1-like
Exons: 11
Coding region: 118-1515 (465 amino acids)
Biological process (GO): negative regulation of DNA-templated transcription
Cellular component (GO): SWI/SNF complex
Molecular function (GO): nucleosomal DNA binding; nuclear receptor binding
Source: RefSeq, a predicted model, not a curated record